This is a messenger RNA of Solanum dulcamara, 1716 nucleotides long. Its product is annotated as cytokinin dehydrogenase 3. Lineage: Eukaryota; Viridiplantae; Streptophyta; Magnoliopsida; Solanales; Solanaceae. Gene Ontology annotation, biological process: cytokinin metabolic process. The record is from RefSeq and is a predicted model, not a curated record. The transcript has 5 exons. Gene Ontology annotation, molecular function: cytokinin dehydrogenase activity; FAD binding. The coding region runs from base 51 to 1643 and encodes 530 amino acids.
ACCUACUUCUAAUAAUUUCCUUCUUUCUUCUUUCCCCAUAUAUUAAAAAUAUGGCUAAGUUUUUUUUAUCCUAUGGUUAUAAUCUUAUUAUUUUCUUCAUUAUUAGCCAUUUAAUGUCCAUUUUAGGCAAGUUAAAUCCUUGGAAUCCUUCAAUUCCUUAUGAAAUUCUUUCCCUUAAUAUUUCAUCCAAACUUAGUACAAAUUCUGAUGACAUUAAAGAAUCUUCCAAAGAUUUUGGAAAAAUUGUUCAAGAAAUAUUCCCAGCUGCUGUUCUUUAUCCUUCUUGUGUUAAUGACAUAAUUGACCUCAUUCAAUUUUCUUAUGGCCUUUCUGUCCCUUUUCAUGUUGCAGCCAAAGGUCAUGGUCAUUCCAUUAGGGGACAAGCCAUGGCACAAAAUGGGGUAAUUGUGGAAAUGAAUUCUUUAAAUAAUAAUAAUAAUACUAAUAAUAGUGAAAAUUGUGGAAUUAGGGUUUCUUGGGAUUCGACUUUAGGGUUUUACGCUGAUGUCGGAGGUGAACAAUUAUGGAUUGAUGUUCUUCGUAGCACCCUAGAGUAUGGCCUAGCACCUGUCUCGUGGACGGAUUAUUUGUACCUCACAGUUGGGGGUACUCUCUCUAAUGCCGGAAUUAGUGGCCAAACUUUCCGAUAUGGUCCUCAAAUAAGUAACGUUCAUGAGGUGGAUGUUAUUACAGGUAAAGGGGAAUUAGUGACUUGCUCCAAAGAAAUGAAUUCAGAAUUAUUUUUUGGAGUUUUAGGAGGUUUGGGACAGUUUGGAAUAAUAACUAGGGCAAGAAUUGUCUUAGAUAAAGCACCAACAAGAGUGAAAUGGGUGAGAAUGUUGUAUGAUGAUUUCUCAAAAUUCACAAAAGAUCAAGAACAUCUUAUUUCAAUUCAUGAUGGAUUGAAUUAUGUUGAAGGCUCUCUACUGAUGGAACAAAGCCCUCUAAAUAAUUGGAGAUCUUCAUUUUUUUCACCUUCCAAUCAGAUCGAAAUUGCUUCAUUAUUAUCCAAAAAUGGAAUUAUCUAUUGCUUAGAAAUGGUGAAAUACUAUGAUGAUCAUAGUGCUACUACUAUUGAUGAGGAACUGAAGAAGUUGGUAAAAGGAUUGAACAAUUUGCCUGGAUUUAUGUUCAAGAAAGAUGCCACUUUUGUGGAAUUUUUGAAUAGAGUUAGAAGUGGGGAAUUGGAGUUACAAUCAAAAGGAAUGUGGGAUGUUCCACAUCCAUGGCUCAAUUUGUUUGUACCAAAGUCUUCUAUCAUGCAUUUUAAUGCUGCUGUUUUUGUGGACAUCAUCCUUAGACAAAACAAGACAACUGGACCCAUCCUUGUCUACCCAACAAAUAGGAAAAGAUGGGAUGAUAGGAUGUCAGCAGUAAUACCAGAAGAGGAGAUAUUUUAUUGCGUGGGACUUUUACAUUCUUCAAAUGGAUAUAAUGAAUGCAAGAUUUUGGAUAAUCAAAAUGAAGAGAUAUUAAAGUAUUGUGAUAAAGUUGGGCUCAAAAUAAAGCAAUAUCUUCCACAUUACAAGACACAAGAGGAUUGGAUAAAACAUUUUGGUAAAAAAUGGAAUAUUUUUCAACAAAGAAAAAAUCAAUUUGAUCCAAAGAUGAUUCUAUCACCUGGACAAAGAAUUUUUAAUUAGCUUUUCACCAAUAAAAUGUACUUAGUUGUAUUGAGCUACAAAGUCUAAAAAUAGUAAUUUCUUAAUUGCUUUA